Molecule: messenger RNA, 3166 nt
Organism: Hyaena hyaena (striped hyena)
Lineage: Eukaryota; Metazoa; Chordata; Mammalia; Carnivora; Hyaenidae
Gene: SIGLEC5
Product: sialic acid binding Ig like lectin 5
Exons: 9
Biological process (GO): cell adhesion
Cellular component (GO): plasma membrane
Molecular function (GO): sialic acid binding
Source: RefSeq, a predicted model, not a curated record
CGGGGAACUGGGAAGAGAAGGGGCUGGAGGGGAAGGGGCUGAGCUGCCCACAUGCUCCCUGUCUCUCCUUUCCAGCUGCUCUCGCCCUGUGCUCACCUCACUCUGGACUUCAAUGUCAUUUGCAAGGGGAUCACUGUCAGACUCACUUGGACGAGCACCCCGGCCUCCAGGGCCCUCUUUACUUUCACGGGCUGUGUCACAGGCAGAGAUGAGACAAGAUAGUUUCUCAGCCCCACCUCAGCGCCCCUCCCCCGCCAGGGCCUGUGCCGCCCAAGUUCCCCUUCCGAGGUGACCACAGCUCUGUCACACACGGCUUCCUGUUGGGGCUCCCGUGGCCUCCCCCACAUUAGCACAUUUCCCUCCCUGACAGACGGACCUGGAUCCGGGCUCCUGCCCUGGUCCCUGCGGACAUGGUGCCUCUGCUGCUGCUGCUCCUGCUGUGGGGGGGGUCCCCACAGGAGGAUCCAGGGAUCCAGCUGCGAGUGCAGGAACCCGUGACGGUGCAGGAGGGUCUGUGUGUCCACGUGAGCUGCUCCUUCUCCUACCCCUGGAGAACUGGGUCUUCCAGGAAGAUGCUCUAAGUAUACUGGUUCCGGGGUUGGGACACCUCAAGCAACAGUCAUCCAGCGGCUACAAACAACCCAGGGAGACCAGUGAAGACAGACACCAAGGGCCGAUUCCAGCUCACAGGGGACCCCAGGACAGGCGACUGCUCCCUGAGAAUCAGAGAGGCCCGGAGGAGCGACGAGGGAGUCUACUACUUCCGAGUGGAGAGAGGAGAGGACGUGAAAUACACUUACAGAGAUAUGCCGCUGACUGUGAAGGUGACAGAUCUGACACAGGAACCAGACAUCCACGUCCCGGAGCCCCUGGAGUCUGGCAGGCCCGCACAGCUGACCUGCAGCCUGCCGGGGUCCUGCGAAGGGGGAAGGCCUCUCACAUUCUCCUGGGCGGGGGCUGCUCUGGACUCGCUGGACCCCAACACCCUGCACUCGUCGGUGCUGGGCUUCACCCAGAGGCCGCAGGACCAUGGCACCAACCUCACCUGUCAGGUGAAACUGCCAGGAGCUCAGGCCACCCUGGAAAGAACCAUCUGGCUCAAUGUCUCCUAUGCUCCCCACAACCUCACCAUAGGCAUCUUCUUCAGCAAUGUCACAGCCUUCAGGAUUCUGGAAAACACCUCAUCCCUUGACAUCUGGGAGGGCCAGGCUCUGCGGCUGCUCUGUGCUGCUGCCGGCAACCCCCCUGCCGAGCUGAGCUGGUUCCGGGGGUACCCCGCCCUGAAUGCCACCCCCGUGGGCACGAACCACACUCUGGAGCUGCCUCGAGUCGGGGCUGAGGAAGGAGUCCUCACCUGCCAAGCCCAGAACUCGCUGGGCUCCCAGCACGUCUCCCUGCAUCUCUCUGUGGUCUACCCGCCGCGGCGGCUCAGCCCCUCCUGCUCCUGGGAGGGCGAGGGGCUGCGCUGCACCUGCUCCUCCGCAGCCCGGCCGGCCCCCACCCUGCGCUGGCGGCUGGGGGAGGGGCUGCUGGAGGGGAACCGCAGCAACGCCUCCCUGACCGUCACCUCUAGCUCCGCGGGGCCCUGGGCCAACAGCUCCUUGAGCCUCAUUGGGCCGCUGGGCUCCGACCUCAGACUCAGCUGCGAGGCCCGGAACGCACACGGGGCCCAGAGCGCCACCGUCCUGGUGCUGCUGCCAGCGAAGUCGCUCUCCCUGGCAGAAGCCGCGUCUGCAGCUGUGGGAGGCGCUGGAGCCUCGGCUCUGCUGUGCCUGUGCUUGUGCGCGCUCUUCUGCAUAGUGAAAGCCCGCAGGAAGCAAGCAUCUGGGGGUCGAGAGGUCAUGGAUGAUGAAGACCCUGUCAUGGGUACUGUCGCCUGGGGGUCCAGGAAGAAGCCCUGCCCAGAUGGCGCCCCAGACCAAGUGACCCUGGCCGGGGAUGCCCCUCCCUCUGAGGAGCAGCAGGAGCCCCAUUACGCCUCCUUCAGCUUCCACGGGAUGAAGGAGAGGGAACCUCAGGACCAGGAGGCCACCAGCACCAGCGAGUACUCAGAGAUCAAGAUAAGCAAGUGAGGGCUGCCGGAGCUCGGUGGCGGCCCCAGGAAUCCCAGCGCUGGGGGGAAAGGAGAGUCAGGCACCAGCUGAUGAAGUGUGUGGAGCCCUGUGGCAAUACGAAAGAGCAGGACUGUCCACACAUCCCCGGGGGGAGCAGAUCUGAGCUCAAACGCAGGCUGUCAAGCAAAUCACUUCAUCUCUCCAUGCUUCGGUUUCCUGUUCUGUGAAUCAGAGAGAGAUCUCGCAUUCUGCCUUGAAGGUGGUUGUGAACAGUAAAGAAAUUAACACACAGAAAUCAGCCAAUGGAGGUCCUGUUGCACCAUGAGGGCUCAGUGCCUACUGAUCUCUCUUCUUUGGACAGAAAGGUCCUGCCGGAAAGUUACCCUGGGGCUGAGGGUGACCAGGUCCAGGGCACACAGUAGCAACUGGCUGGUGUCAUUCUCCUUCAGAGCCUCCCCAGGGAAAGACCAGCCCCUCAGUCUGGUUUUUGGUUUCACUAUACAGCAUCAUAUCAUCUCUGUGGAGUCUUCUCAUCACACUUGUAUCUGUCAAUUCUUCCAGCACAUUCCGACACCUCCUGACUUCCAGUCCCUUCCCUGUCUCACUUAUGGGCUCCACAGGGAUCUGUCCAACAGCCAGAGAGCUGACCUUGAGUCUCCCACACAAACCCGUUCAAGGCUCUCUAGGCUUAGACAGUACAUCACAAGCAUCCGCCCCUGCCCCCAGCAUUUAAAGUCCACCAACCCCCCCACCCCUGCUAUCUACUGUUAGAAAAGAAACAACGGGCCCCAAAUGGAGGGAGGUACUUUCCCCCACAACAGCAAACCUAAGAUUCACUGAUGUUUCCGCCUCUCCCAGAAAUGCGACCUUUACACGGUCGUUCUGAAAUUUCCUGAUCAGCACUGAUGAGGUCACCUGCAGGGUAAGAUCUUCCCCCCAAAAGAUGGCCCGAUCUGAAAAAAAAAAUCCUUCCUUUCUUUUGAGAAUACUUCCUUCUGCCACCCUCCUGCCUAUAAACACCUUCCGCUACUUACAACUCCUCAGAGCACCUCUUUACUGAAAGGGAUGCUGCCGGAUUCAUUAGUCUGAAUAAAGGCAAUUACAUGCCCUGA